Xenopus laevis (African clawed frog) is the source of this 2206-nucleotide messenger RNA. It is a transcript of the gene b4galnt1.L, whose product is annotated as beta-1,4-N-acetyl-galactosaminyl transferase 1 L homeolog. Gene Ontology annotation, biological process: ganglioside biosynthetic process; carbohydrate derivative biosynthetic process. Lineage: Eukaryota; Metazoa; Chordata; Amphibia; Anura; Pipidae. Gene Ontology annotation, cellular component: Golgi membrane. The record is from RefSeq and is a predicted model, not a curated record. Gene Ontology annotation, molecular function: hexosyltransferase activity; acetylgalactosaminyltransferase activity. The transcript is spliced from 12 exons. The coding region runs from base 195 to 1775 and encodes 526 amino acids.
GGGCAGGCGAGUUCAGCAGAACAAAUGAGAAGGAUGUGCUGCGCCCAGAGAUCGGGGGAAGGAGGCAGAUGCUCAGGGUGAGCUGCACAUAUAGUCCAUCACUGAAUGACAGCGAUUAUUGUGGCACAAGGUUCCUAUGUGCAUAAGGCCCUGUUCUUACCAAGUCUCACUGUGGUGUCGUUUUUAAAGUCAGCAUGCGCCUUCCUAGAAAACUGUGUGUAACCCUGGGGGUGACUGUGCCCCUGUCCCUUUUCUGCAUUCACAUCUUUACCAAGCCUGCCAGUGUGGUGAAUGUCUGGAACAGGGAAGCACCCAAGGAUCUGCUGGACCCCAGUGUUUUUCAGCCGUCUGAGAAACUGGCUCAUAUACCUUUCAAGUGGAAAGAAGAUGUACUGCAGUUGCUUCCAAGGAACAGUUGCAAAUGUGAGGCCGAAGCCACCCUGAACAUUCCUUUCAGACAGGAGCUCUUUGGAAAGCCCUACGCAGUAGAAUUUGCUUCAGCUUUCGAUCAAUCCGAGCUUGAUGAAACCAAAAAAAGGAGAGAGCAAGAAUUCAAGAAAUAUAAUAUGAGGUAUCACAAUCCAACAGACAGUCUUAUUAUUGCAAAGGCCAACUCUCCUCUGCAGUAUCCCACACAGGGGGUUGAAGUCCAUCCUCUGAAGACAAUAAUUAUACCAGGUCUCAAUAUCCAAGAUUACCUUAAAAAGAUUUACACGGUGAGCUUGUCAGCCACUAUGGGAACUUUUAACACCGCUGCUGAAGUUGAUGAAGUUACAGUUAAAGGAGCCGGAGAAGGGCACAUAACAUUAUCCAGCCCUAACAUGGACAACCUGAAUCGCCAACUUCAGUUUAUUUCAUAUACCAACACCAUUUUCAAUCCAAAUACAGCUGACAUUGUGAAAUUUCAGACAGAUGAACAUUCAGCCACUUUUUACAUCAAAAUUCACCAUCCUAGAAUUCCCAAGUUGUAUGACUCGGGAUCAAGUAAUUCCAAAUACAAUAUCAGCACCUUGGUCACCAUAGCUACAAAGACUUUCCUUCGCUACGACAAGCUACAGAAUUUAAUAGACAGCAUUAGAAAGUAUUACCCGACGGUCCUUAUCAUCAUUGCAGACGACAGCGAGAAACCGCAGAAAGUCGAGGGACCCUUUAUCGAGCAAUAUCUUAUGCCAUUUGGAAAGGGCUGGUUUGCCGGCAGGAAUUUAGCCAUCUCACAAGUCACCACAAAAUAUGUCUUGUGGGUUGAUGAUGAUUUUUUAUUCAGCCCCCGUACAAAAAUUGAGAAGCUUGUUGAAAUUUUGGAGAAAACAAUUCUGGAUUUGGUGGGUGGUGCUGUAAGAGAAAUCACAGGAUAUUAUACCACAUACCGCCAGAAGAUUAGUAUUUUUCCCGGAGGCAAGGAAGGUGACUGCCUGAUGACACAUCAAGGCUACCAUCAUGCCAUUGAAGGCUUCCCUAACUGUGUGGUCACCGAUGGAGUAAUAAACUUUUUCCUAGCGAGAACAGAAAAGGCUCUACAAGUUGGUUUUGACCCACGUUUGUCUAGAAUUGGACAUUUAGAAUUCUUCAUUGACGGGCUGGGGAUACUGCAUGUUGGUUCCUGUGAUGAUGUCGUCGUAGAUCAUGCCUCAAAAAUCCAUUUACCCUGGUCCAAGUCAGAAACAGAUAAAGAAUAUGCAAAGUUCCGGUACCCCAAAUCCUCGGAUAAUAGUGCAAAUGUGAAUCUUAAUUUGUAUUAUUUUAAAAACCGAUUCAAAUGCAUGACUGGAAACUGAUGGAUGAUGUCAAGCCAAAGUAAAGAAUGCGAGGUCCAAAAAUGAAAGCCAUGAAAAGGACCCCUCGCUUUCCAGUGCACAUCAGUGCUUAAUAUGGCAGGCAAGUCCUGUAAUAUGUUCUGCUGCUUGGUUGGGACAUGUUGCAAAAGCAUCUCUGUGACAACAAUAUUAUCAAUAUUAUCUAAAUUUAGAUCUCUCUAAAUCUUUGCCAUAAAGAAUUCUGCAAAGCUGUAUUAGCAGGACUAGUACUUGCAGAAAUAAUGGGACCAGUUCUAUGGUGUGUGUUUUUAAAAGCAUCUUGUUCUCUUCUACCCUAAUUAAAUGUUGUUUAUUUAAGUGUACCAAAGAUGGGCGGUGAAUGGAUUGUAAAACUUGUAAUGACAAUGCAACUGUUUGGUGAUGCAACUCCUAAAUAAACCUUGAGGGAAGAA